AGGCUGGCGCUGAAGGCACUUCUGACAGACAGACGGCUCAAGCGGCUUUGGCACCUUCUUGCUGCUCUGCAUUAUGAGAAAGGCAAUGCUCUUCUCCGGCUUUCUUGUUGUUUUCCUUGGCCUGGCUCUGCCAGGCAUCCAGGGAAAAAUCAUCCCCCGGUGUGAGUUGGUGAAGAUCCUACGUCAGAAUAGCUUUGAGGGCUUCGUGGGCAAAACUGUAGCUGACUGGGUCUGCCUGGUGGCACACGAGAGCAGUUACGACACUAAAGCGUUUCAUAACAACGGUGCAAGCAGAGACUACGGGAUCUUCCAGAUCAACAGUCAGUACUGGUGUGAUGACGGCAAGACCCAUGGAUCCAAGAACGCCUGCCAUACCAGCUGCUCAAAAUUCCAAGAUGACAACAUCAAGGAUGAUAUGCAGUGUGCCAAGAAGAUUGCUCAAGAGGCAAAGGGCCUCAAACCCUGGGUCGGCUGGAAUAAACAUUGCAAGGGCAAAAACCUGAGCUCCUAUGUGAAGGGUUGCUAAAGCAUUCCAGAAGCGGCAACUCUUUCCUCAGGAUUCCCAAGGGUGAAGAGCGAGGGUGUACGGAGCAGAGGCCACGGAAGAAGGAUGGGUGUGGGGAAUUCAGAGCAGCGUAUCGUUACGGUAGAAAGGGUGCUCGCUAUUGGUAACGCUACGAGGACAUCGCGCUACUGCAACGCAAGUAGAGAACUGGAAGGCCACUGGCUUAGUAGGACUUAGCAGAAGUGCAUUAGAACUGGAAUUUCAGCCAUUUACUUCCAUAAUCCCAUCUCAGGAUUUUCAUUCCCUGACUAAUGUUUAGAGGUUCUCUCUCUUGCGCCUUUCAGUCUUCUCCUUCAUCCCUCCCUUCCUCCCGUUCUUCCCUCUCUCCAUUACUUUCUUUCAUUCUUUGUUCUCUCUCUUGGGCCUUUCUCUCUUCUCCUUCAUCCCUCCCUUCCUCCCGUUCUCCUUUCCCUCUCUUCAUUACCUUUUUCCUUCUUUUUUUCUCUCUUAUCUGAGUGUAGAAAAUAUGGAAAAUUAAUGAAUGGUGUUAUUAGUUCUAAGAGCUGCAUAAUUGCAGUCAUCUUCUCCCUGGGACGCCGUCACUGCCCGAGAUGGGGAAUACAGAGAGACACAACUAUGACCUAGAGACAACUAUGACCUUGCUCCUUAAACUCGUCCGAGCAUCUUCUCCUGCGAGAUUGGACACUGUCAUGGAUGGCCGUUUGGCUAAAUAGGGCUUUUCUUAUCAUCCUUCGAGGUAUCAGAUCAAACAAAGUCUCGGAAGGAUGCAGGCAGCAUCUCUAUGAGGAAAUAACGGGUGGGAAAGCCAUUUAGGAAAGGGAAAUACUUCAUCAUUUAGGUCACGAAUCCUUUUUCCAAACGAAGGCUGAAUCCAGAGGAGUGCACCAAUGGAAGGUGACAAUACUGAAACCGUGGUUGCUUCUUCAGAUGCUUUGUUCUGCUGCUUGGUGAGCAGUGACUGCUUUUAUGGUACGCAA
Messenger RNA from Cuculus canorus (common cuckoo), 1503 nucleotides. RefSeq names its product lysozyme C-like. The record is from RefSeq and is a predicted model, not a curated record. The transcript has 4 exons. The coding region runs from base 74 to 526 and encodes 150 amino acids. Gene Ontology annotation, molecular function: lysozyme activity. Lineage: Eukaryota; Metazoa; Chordata; Aves; Cuculiformes; Cuculidae.